AUGGAAGAGGAAAUUUCUAUACAAUCCCAGGGUGCCUUGGCAGCUCUUUCACGGUGUCAAAAAUCUGGCGAAUUCACAGAUCUGGCCCUUGUCUGCGAGGGAGAAAGGAUCAACGUACAUAAAGUUGUGGUUUGCUCUCAAUCGGAUGUACUUCAUGCCGCCUGCAUUGGCAACUUCAAGGAGGCGUCAUCUGCCGUCUACGAGUUUUUGGACGAUAAAAAACUCAUUGUUGGAAAACUGCUCAGCUUCUUUUACACGGAAAACUAUAGCGACACAAUCCGGACCUAUGAGACAGAGCCGCCAUCGUCAUGUUCGGCUCUUCAACUCCAUGCCCGAGUCUUUGUCUUGGCUGACAAAUACAUCGUCAAGAGUUUACUCGCGUUAUGUGUUGAGAAAUACCAGAGGAGGCUUCAGUUCCUAUCCGAUCCCAUCGAAUUCAUUGAAUCCAUUUCGGAAGUAUACGCUUUGCCUCCUACAUCAACCAGAACUUUGAAGGAGGUUGUAGCACACUUUGCGCGGAUUAAUAUUUCGAAUUAUCUACAUGAGGAAACUGUUCAGAUGGCCUACAACAGCGUUGCCCAAAGUGUGCCCAAAUUUGUGAAAGAUCUCCUCGACUUAUAUAUCGAAGCACCAUUGCUUGGAAACUGUGGAAAUUGCGGACAGCACGUACCGAUAUUAGCUUUGCAAGGGAGAUGUCGCCAAUGUCGGCGUGGUACGACUGCGAUUGAUGGGCGUGUUUAG
This is a messenger RNA of Penicillium canariense, 741 nucleotides long. RefSeq names its product BTB/POZ domain-containing protein. The record is from RefSeq and is a predicted model, not a curated record. Lineage: Eukaryota; Fungi; Ascomycota; Eurotiomycetes; Eurotiales; Aspergillaceae. The transcript has 3 exons. Bases 1 to 741 code for a protein of 246 amino acids. Gene Ontology annotation, molecular function: protein binding.